AUGGAGGCCCCGCCGGUCGAGGGCGACGACGCGCCGGUCGAGGCCGCCGUCGAGGCCGAGGCCGUUCCUGGGGAAGCCCCCGAGCCCGCCCCCGCCCCGGCGAACCCCGCCCCCGCGCCGGCGUCCGCGGACGACGCCGCCGAAGGAGAAGCGCGGGCCGAGCCAAAAGAGGGGGCGCAAGCCCACGACGACGACCAUGAUGACGGGCCGUCGGCGGGAGCGGGGGACGACGAGGGCGAGGAACCCGCGGGGGACGGCGGCGGCGCGGGCGAUGCCGAGGACGAACCGCUCGAACCCGACGCGGACGCGCCGAACGCGGACGAGUCCGAGUGGGACACCCUCACGCGGCUCGGAUUGUUCACGCGCGGCGCGUCGCCGUCGUCGUCGUCGUCCGGCGGUUCCAUCGACGCCCUCGUGGACGAGCUGGUGGACCAGUCCAUGAACACCGACGGGUCGGACCUCGACCUCGGGGUGGACGGGGACGAUAUCCACGUCGCACCCGCCCCGGGAUCCGAUACCGCACGGCCCGACAACCGCGCAUCCCCCCGCGAUCGUGAGCGCCCUUCCGACGACGACGAUUUGGAGGCGCUGGAGGUGGCGCGUCGCGAGUUGGCGGAACGAAACGCGGAGCUGGAGCGCGCCGUCGCCGCGCACCUCUCCCGCGCCAAGACGCGGUACUCCGACGGGGCGGACGGUGGUGGUGGUGGUGGUGGAGCCGCGAUGGACGCCGUAGACGACGCGGAGGCGGCGCAGAGGAGGAUCCGAUACCACAGAAUGUUAGUGGGUUGGCGCAACGCUCGCGACGCCAUCGCGUUCGCCGCCGACGAACACGCGACGCAACGGUCAAUGGUUCAGGCUGACCUGGACGCGCGGUCCACGAAACGAAACACGACGGUCGAAGCGUUCGAGACGUACAAAACCGAGGUGGCCAAGGCGGCGGAGUACCCGGGGAAACCCGGCGUUGGUCUGAGCGAUGAAACCGUGGAGGCUCGACUCGGGAAGGAGCGAGCCGCGGAUGCGCUCGUUAAACGGGAGCGGGUGACGAACGCGAGGUUGCGCCGCCGGCUGGCUCGAACGGAGGAGAAGGUACGGGACACGGAGGAGCUGGCGUCUGGGCUGUUCCUCGUGGAUUUCGAGCAGCUCAAGAUUGAGAAUGGAUCGCUGCGGGAGAAGAUCGACGCGAGAAACGACGACUUGGUUCGGCUGCGAGCCAAAACCGGCGCGCAGGUGCAGACGCUGACGCACAUGAAGGAGAAGCUUCAGCACGUCAAGAAGGAGAACGAGCGGAUGGUGAGGGAGCUGGCGACGCUGGCGGAGCAGUCCGACGAGAAGGGGGACCACAUGCGGCGGUUAAAGGCGGAGAGGGACAGGUACAAGAAGGAAAACGAGCGGAUGCAAGCCGCGAGCAACACCGUGGACACCCCCGUGCUCCUGGACGAUUACCGCUACUUGAAGCAGAAGAGCGCGCACUUGCGGCAGAAGGUGGCGCGCCUGCAGCGGAUGUGCGCGGAGGCGCAGGCGAUCAAAAUGUCGAGGACACCGCGGAGUGGGACCAAAUCCAAGACCCCAGCCCCGACGCCCAAGCCGGAUGCGACCCCAAUGGCCGGGAACGUCGGUUUCUUCUGAGGAGAACUACUCAUACUGUGUCAAACCAGCCCGUAUAAAUU
Molecule: messenger RNA, 1667 nt
Organism: Micromonas commoda
Lineage: Eukaryota; Viridiplantae; Chlorophyta; Mamiellophyceae; Mamiellales; Mamiellaceae
Exons: 1
Coding region: 1-1626 (541 amino acids)
Biological process (GO): cilium assembly
Cellular component (GO): ciliary basal body; axoneme
Source: RefSeq, a predicted model, not a curated record